AUGAAUGAAGUGUUUGGAGAACUUUCUGUAAAAUUCCCUGCUUUGCAUUUCUUGAAGAUUGAAGCAGAAGAGUAUCCUGAUAUUUCCGAAAGUUUUGAAAUUUCGGCUGUACCAACCUUUAUUUUACUCAAGAAUGGAAAAAUGGUAGAGACGAUUGAAGGAGCCAAAGCAGCCGAAUUAUCCAAUGCAGUUGCCAAACAUUCAAAGGGAGUGUUGAACAAAUUUUCAACGACUAAUGCUACGGCGAAGGCAGAUAGUGGUGUUAAGCCUGUUAAAGAUCUAAAUGCUAGAUUGAAUGCGUUAAUUAACAGCGCACCUAUCAUGAUCUUCAUUAAGGGUACUCCUCAACAGCCCCGUUGUGGAUUCUCUCGUCAGUUGAUUGAAUUAUUAGCCGAACAAAAAGUCAAAUACAGCUCGUUCAAUAUUCUCGCUGAUGAGGAUGUUCGUCAAGGGUUAAAGGUAUAUUCUGAUUGGCCAACCUAUCCUCAAGUAUACAUGAACGGUGAAUUGUUAGGUGGUCUGGAUAUUUUGAAAGAAAUGAUAGCCUCUGGCGAAUUUAGAGAGAUGUUACCAAAAGAAAAGGAUUUAUCAGAAAGAAUUGAAGAACUCAUUAACAAACAAAAUGUCAUGGUGUUCAUCAAGGGUACUCCUGAACAGCCCAAGUGUGGGUUCUCGAAGCAAAUGGUCAACUUAUUAAAUGAUAGGCAUGUAAAAUACGGUUAUUUUGACAUCUUAACAGAUGACGAGAUUAGACAAGGAUUGAAGAAGCAUGUGGACUGGCCCACUUUCCCUAUGCUGUUUUUCAAGGGUGAAUUGUUAGGCGGCUUAGACAUUGUGAAGGAAAUGAUUGAAAGUGGUGAAUUUGAUCAAGUCUUGACUGCUUAA
Messenger RNA from Mycotypha africana, 885 nucleotides. RefSeq names its product thioredoxin-like protein. The record is from RefSeq and is a predicted model, not a curated record. The transcript has 6 exons. Gene Ontology annotation, molecular function: 2 iron, 2 sulfur cluster binding. Bases 1 to 885 code for a protein of 294 amino acids. NCBI's taxonomy places the organism in Eukaryota, Fungi, Mucoromycota, Mucoromycetes, Mucorales, Mycotyphaceae.